Molecule: messenger RNA, 1914 nt
Organism: Mastomys coucha (southern multimammate mouse)
Lineage: Eukaryota; Metazoa; Chordata; Mammalia; Rodentia; Muridae
Gene: Ccdc86
Product: coiled-coil domain containing 86
Exons: 4
Coding region: 93-1133 (346 amino acids)
Cellular component (GO): nucleolus
Source: RefSeq, a predicted model, not a curated record
AGUGCGCUUCCUGCCCGGCACGGAAAUGGGCGAGCCUGACGUCAUAUGAGGGCGCCGACGGUUCCGAAGGCUACAGAGGCUACACGUGAGCCAUGGAUACGCCGCUGAGGCGCAGCCGGCGGCUGGAAGGCCUAAAACCUCUGUCUGUAGAGAACCUUCCUGACCCCGAAGUCUCUCGGGCGAGACGGGCUCUUGUAGGUUUCAAGUCGAACCCAGAAGAAACCAGAGAGCCCACGUCUCCGAGAGUUCCACCACUGGGCCUUGCGAUUCCCCAUCCUCAGCCGGAAACUAGCCCUGGAUCACCCUGUCCUAGAGAGGAAGCAAGCUUUGGGUCCGCACAAAUGCAGCCAGAGCCUCACCCUGGGUCCCUUCAACCUCAUCAAGAUCUGGGCCUGGAGUCACCUGCAGGACAGACAGAGUCGAGUCCGGAAUUCCCACAACGAGAGCAGCCAUUCAAAUUAUCUCCCACACCGGGAGAACUGGACUCUGAGGAGGCCCACGCUAAAGACGAGGUAACCCCAAGAUCCCCCGAGCCUUGCCUAGGCCAGCAAGCACCGGGUCCCGAGCCCUCUCAGCCAGCACAGGAGCUGACAUUCCAGGCACCUAGCUCCCCGGAGCGCCAGUUGGAGCCAAGCAAGCUGCCUCCGGCUGGAGAGACAGUAACAGAAAGUCUCAACCUGAAGAAGCGAGUUAUAGCUUCUCCCCAGGCCCCAGCGUCCAAGAAAUUGAAGGAGAAGGAGGAGCUCCCUGUAAUUCCGAAAGGGAAGCCCAAAUCCGGGCGUGUGUGGAAAGACCGCUCCAAGAAGAGGUUCUCCCAGAUGGUUCAGGACAAGCCCCUGCGUACCUCCUGGCAGCGGAAGAUGAAAGAGCGACAGGAGAGAAAGCUGGCUAAGGACUUCGCCCGGCACCUGGAGGAAGAGAAACAGAGGCGCCGGCAGGAGAAGAAAGAGCGCCGGGCUGAAAACCUGAGGCGCCGUCUAGAAAAUGAACGCAAGGCUGAGAUUGUCCAAGUGAUCCGAAACCCUGCCAAGCUCAAGAAAGCAAAGAAGAAGCAGUUGCGCUCCAUUGAAAAAAGAGACACCCUGGCCUUGCUCCAGAAACAGCCACCCCAGAGACCUGUAACCAAGGUCUGAGCUCAGAACAGUCCAGAGGUCUCAACAAGCCCAGAGUAAGAGCAAACAAGGCACCUCUCAAGCCACUGACUGACACCUCUCCUGGGGCCAGCACACCAAGACAAAGACUCCAGCCCUGAGAGAACUGAAGACUGUGCUGGGACUCAAGAGAGAUUUAGCUGUCCCUACCUCCUUUCCCACCUGUUACAAAGUGCCUUAUGAUGAUCAUAAACUGUCACCAGGUGGUACCAGCAAUGUACACCUUUAAUCCCAAUGCUCAGGAGACAGAGACAGGCAGACCACUCAGAGUUCGAGGCCAGUCUUGUCUGUAGAGUACAGGAUAGCCAAGGCUACACAGAAAUCCUAUCUCAAAAAGAAAAGAAAAAAAAAGAAAGAAAAAGAGGUCUUGAACUAUGAAUUCUUGUUCCCUAGUGAGCUGGUAACUCUAACUUGGGGCCCUGGGUACUACCCACAUUUAAAGGCCUUUUGUUAGAAGUCGGUGCCUCCAGUUUUUCAGUGACACCUUGGCCACUUGUGCAUUCUGCUGAUUUGGUCCUCUUAGUCAAUGGAAGCUAGCCCUUCCCUAGUUUGGCACUGAAAGAUUAAAGUGAGGAGUUGCAGGGUUUCUCUCCAGUGCCCCUUUCCCACACUGGACUGUAGAAGCCUUGGGGCUUGACCCAUGCCCACUGAUCUGCGCAGAGGUGUUUAUGGGUAUCUACAUAAGUACAGCUCUGGGCUCCCAGAAGGACAGAAGCCCCUGCCCCACUGUGCUUUCGUUAUCAUAAUAAACCAUUAAAAUACA